Messenger RNA from Trifolium pratense (red clover), 1605 nucleotides. Its product is annotated as methyl-CpG-binding domain-containing protein 2-like. The coding region runs from base 398 to 1312 and encodes 304 amino acids. Gene Ontology annotation, molecular function: zinc ion binding; DNA binding. The record is from RefSeq and is a predicted model, not a curated record. NCBI's taxonomy places the organism in Eukaryota, Viridiplantae, Streptophyta, Magnoliopsida, Fabales, Fabaceae. The transcript has 5 exons.
AGACGAAUGUGACGAUCGAAAUGGUGGAUUUUGGUAAAGGGCAAAUUGGUGAUUGUGCUAUGUAUAAAGAUAGGAGGUAGCUAAUGCUGCUGUGUGCUGCCAUUUGAAGAGGAAAACCAAAAACCAUAAUUUCUUUUCCUCUCUCUCUUCUCCUUUUCCUUCACACCACCCGACGAGAUCAGAUCAGAGAAGAGGAAGAAAAAUCCAUCCAUCUUCUUCUUAUUCUUCUUAUUCUUCAACAUAUUGCAUUGCAUGUAUCCAAUUCCAAGCUCCUUCCCUUAUCGCUCGCAGAACUCAUCUUUUACCUUCUCUAUCUCUCAAACCCCACGCCGAUUUUAUCUUUUUAUUCUUCAUCAACUUCCUUACCAAACCGGAGCUAGACUUCUAGGAAAAUCAAAUGCAUCGUGGUAAUUUUUCACUUACACCCAAGAAGAAUCAUGUCAAAGAUCUAACUGGUUCAAGUUUCCCCAAUAAUCAACAUAGAAGUCUUCUGGAUCCCAUAUAUGUUUCUUCGUCUUCAGAUGAUGAAAAUAACUUGUCUAAUGACGAUGCAUCUAAGCAAUUAGUCCUUUAUGACCCUGGGACAAAUGGCGACGACACAAUUCAACUUUCCCCUGAUCCUCUUCAGUGUAAACCUCUGCCGCGUCCACGAAGCAAACCUCCAAGUUCAGUUCCUAGAGUUUUGCCAGCAGUUGGUGCAUUCACUGUUCAAUGUGCUUCGUGUUUUAAAUGGAGGUUGAUUCCCACAAAGGAAAAAUAUGAAGAAAUACGUGAAUAUAUCCUUCAACAACCUUUUGUUUGUGAAAAAGCUCGUGAGUGGCGACCUGAUGUAUCUUGUGAUGAUCCGGAGGAUAUUUCUCAGGAUGGCAGUAGGAUUUGGGCUAUUGAUAAGCCAAGCAUUGCACAGCCUCCAGAUGGAUGGCAGCGACUGCUACGAAUCAGAGGUGAAGGAAGCAGCAAAUUUGCAGAUAUAUACUAUGUAGCACCAUCAGGCAAGAGAUUGCGCUCAAUGGUCGAGGUCCAGAAGUUCUUAGCGGAUCAUCCAGAGUACUUGACAGAUGGUGUAAAUCUUUCGCGGUUCUCAUUUCAAAUACCUAAGCCACUGCAAGAAAACUAUGUGAGGAAGCGCUCUCAUGCUAAAUCUGCUGAACCGGAGCAAGUGAGUCCUCUAGCUUGGGUAGGUCCAGAAGACAGUACUAAUUCAAAUGAGAGAAGACUGGAGCUUCCUUCUCCAUACAUGGAAUCACAUGUUUCUGACCCUGCCAGCCGUCCUGCGAAGAAGCAAGCAACUCAUAGUUCGUUCCCUCUAUAAAGAUGCAGUUUAGUAAGAAGAACGUCAGUUCCCAAGUUAAAACAGAAGGACCUGAUCAGAUCUCUAAAUAUCCUUUUGGAAGUUGCCCCCUUUUUUGCGUUGCUUUUGGGUGUAAGGUUGCAUCUUAAUCUUAAUUUAUCUUGCAAAUAGAGAAAUUUACUAUUUUUUGGAAAUGAAAUGAAUGGCAUGGCUUGGCAUGCAUUUUGUGGUAUGAUCUGAGCAUGCCAAAACAAUGUGUACAAUGUAUACUUAUAUAUCAGUUUGGGAUUGAAAGUAUUCGAUGUUUAUUUUUA